AUGGCAGACCUUGCAGAUUCUACCGAGCUGCCCACGGCCAUGGCUGAGGAAGGCUAUGACGAGGACUAUGACGGACAAUACGAAGAGGGCUACGAUGACUACGAUGCAGAAGAUAUCGACGCUGAAGCAGAAGCGAUGGCUUUUCGACUGCAAGAACAACUCCGAGCGGACAUCGCCAGGGCGCAGCUCGAAGCUGCCGCUGCAGCGGCUCAAGCCGUGCCUCUACCAGCGCAUAAUACCGUCCCAUUAGAACAAAGCAGCGCAUUUUUGGAGCGGAAGGGCGUUCCUGCGACUUCGACCGAUGGCGCUGCAGCUGCGAAACGACGAAGGCAUGAUGCUGCGAUCGUGACGAUGAAAGGCAUCCUCUCACUCGCAUCAGGGAACCCUUUCAUACACGCAACACUAUCUGGCUACAACGUCUCGGGCUCAAACAACGCAAACAUCGUGGACGUCUUUUCGCAAUGUAUCUCUGCAGGAACCGUGUCUCCCAAGGUCGCUCGAUCUCUAGGCGAAGCACUGCUCUCUCUGGCCAAGUCCGAAGCCCUUUUCGCUUCUCUGCGCAACUCGGAUGCGCCUGUCAUUCAGCUCGACAAGGGAAAGCGCAAGAGAGAAGGGAGCCACGAAGUCGCGGAGAGCCCUGCGCCCAAACGCGUCGCCUUUGACCAGCCCGACCUGAGACACCUCAUCUCAGAGGCCGUGCGUACCAUCAUGCGUGUCCUCGCACCCGACUCGUCCGCGCCAGGCCACCAUGCGUUGAACGGAGCUCUCAUAUCCUCAAUACACGUACAAUUGCAUCAAGUGUUCCUCUUUGCCGUGACAUCCUCCCCGCGAGGAGGACAACGAACCGCAGCCCUCCAAGAGCUCGCAGGACUCAUCCAAAUGAUCGGCGUCCUGAGCAGUACACCGAUCGGUUCUCAUGGCGCGUCGCCCGCCCCCGCCCCAAGUACUACAUGGUCCAACCCAUACAACGCUCCCGCAGCGCCUCCCUCCUCCGACCUCGGCGCAGCCGUCUACCCCUGCCUGAUGCCGACCUGCACCAAAAUCUUCCACCGGCUCUACUCGCUACGCGCCCACCAACGGCUACACACGCUCGUCGACCGGCCAUUCCGGUGCGCGCACUGCCCCGCGUCGUUCGUGCGGAACCACGAUUUGAAGCGGCACGAGAAGCUGCACGAGCGCCGGGCAUGGCGGUGUAGCGGGUGCGGAAAGGUGUUUUCGCGGCGCGACGCGAUCAAGCGGCACAAGGACAGCCGCGGGCGCGCAGGCGGUCGGGACGGCGGGGUCGAGCCCGGGAUUGGGGAGAGUACGUGUGCGUAUGCGGAGAUUGAGGAGGUGGAGGUGGAGAAGGCCGUAGGGGAUGAGGAGGCGAGUAGGCGGACGAAGCUUUGGAAUGAGAUCGUUGCGACUCAGCUUGCUGGCGCGCUGCAUGCGGCUGCGUCGCCGGCGGAUAGGGAUGCUGGCCCGCCGGAGGAGGGAGAGGUGGAUCCGGGUGUCGUGGCGGAGGCGCAGACGAUUGUGUUGCAGCUGCAUGGCUUGCUGAAAGUUUAUGUCGCGAGGGGCCUUGGACAUCCCCCGCCUGUUCCUGGUCGACAGCUACCUCCGCCGGUCUCUCACUCGAAUCAGACGACGUUAGCGAGCGUCAUUGCGCAGAGUCAACAGUUUCAAUUCCAGUCCAGUCCCCCCAUUGCUGUCGGUCCUAGCACAGCACCUAGCACGAGCACUAUGAAUCCUGUUGACCAGGGUCAAUCGACAUCAGACGCACCGCAGUCAUCUUUGUCUUCGCUCCCGUUGUCGGAGGAGCAGACGAGACAGCUUGAGCAGGCCAUCGCCCAGGCUGCCCUUGCGGCGCAGGCGCAGGCAGAAAAAGAGGCUGCGUUGGAGGAGAGGGACGAGGGAUCUGACUUCGAGGAGGGGGGAGAGGAGGAAGACGCUUCGUUGCUCUUUGGUCUGUUCAUGGCUCAAUUGCGGCAUCAGGAAAGUAUCAUGUGGAUGGUUCGUGUAUUUCCGCACGCACUGUCGAUCGACUUUAGACCUGCGGUGGCCAGACUCUCAGCCCCACGGGCACUGGCGGGGCACCGCACUGAAGUUGGAGUAGCAGCUUAUCCGACCAGUGUCUCAUCUACAAGUGUGGCGCCUCAUUUGUUGAUUCUAGUGCUACGCGUAGCUGCUACAAGAAGGGAUGGGUCUUCCAUCAGAGAAGCGUGCCCCAAUGGCAUGAUUGGGAAGAUCGGUGCUGCUAUCAAGCAGAUGGACUCGACAAGUAGUAUUUGGUGCACACAAUCGAGGCGUGGCUGCUGGUUUCAUACAACAUCUUCAUCCGGAAAGAAUGACUUAGUACAGGCCAGGGAAGAGCUUGCUGGGCGUUCUCGCUGCCCACUCUUUCCACUCCUUGCCAAACUUUUUCUUCAGCUCGCGGUCCUCCAGCCUGGAGUGGACGGCGACGGUCGCCAGCAACGCUGCCAUGUACACGAUGCCCGCCAGGACGCAUAUGCGUCCCUGCGGCGUGUACCUGGCUCUGCUCUCGGACAGCCAGGAGCCGCGCCCGAGGUGACAGAGGAGGAUGCCCGCUGUUCGGAGGAGACUGCCGGCGUAGCCGGGGUGACGCACGAUCGCGUACGGACCGUCGGUGAUCAGGGCGUGCUCCUUGCGAAUGGCUGUCUGGAAGGGAAAGAGUUGGCCGAGGUGCCAGAAGCAGCCUACGCGAAUCACGCUGCCGGCGAUUUCGAGCAUGAAUCCGAUGAGGAAUGGGGACGUGAGGCUGAUGGCAGCUGGAGAUGCGCGGGCUCCGAACGUCAAGAGGGUGAGAACGCGACGGGAAAACACGCAUGGGUAGCGACUCGCGAGGAUGGUCGCGCUUUCGCAUAUUGCCAGCAUCCAGACGGUAAACUGUCGGGCUCAAAAUUAUUCUUUCGUGCGGCAGGAUAG
Molecule: messenger RNA, 2925 nt
Organism: Laetiporus sulphureus 93-53
Lineage: Eukaryota; Fungi; Basidiomycota; Agaricomycetes; Polyporales; Laetiporaceae
Exons: 3
Coding region: 1-2925 (974 amino acids)
Source: RefSeq, a predicted model, not a curated record